This is a messenger RNA of Chara braunii, 739 nucleotides long. Lineage: Eukaryota; Viridiplantae; Streptophyta; Charophyceae; Charales; Characeae. The record is from the annotation of a GenBank genome assembly.
CCAUAUUCGAGUCGCCGGUAAGACGAGAUCAGCGUCAUGCAGCCAGAGACCUUCACCCCUGCCAUGCGCAGAGAGUUAGGAGUGUUGCCAGCGGAGGCAGAGGUAGAUGAGGACCUCACAUCCCCUGGAGAAACAUCUGCAAAGGGGCUGGACAGGCUUGAUAGUCGCAAAGGUUGCCUCCUGGCACGAGCCGACCCCAGGAUGCAGGAGUUGGCUCGUCUAGCAGCGGAGGAGCGACAGAGACAGUCGGGGACGCUUAUGGAGAUGCCCCCCGAUGAACAGGCGGCUGCCCACAUCGAUCCGGUGACAGAGGUUCGUGAUGGGACGCAGGUGGAGGUAGCUGGACGUGAGGCAGCUUUCGCAGGGAUGCAGGGGGAGGCAGCUGCAGGCGAGGCGACUUCAGCAGGGAUACAGGGGGAGGCAGCCGCAUGCGAGGCGACUUCACCAGGGAUGCUGGGGGAGGCAGCUGGACGCGAGGCAGGUGGAGGCGAGACGGGUGGAGGCGAGGCAGCUGGGAUGUCGAGAGAGGCGCAGGGGUUGCACGAGACCGGGGUCCCCGCACCAGACGACCCGCGUCUGGUGCCCGACCUGCCUCUUCACGAAGGGCAGAGGACCGAGGAUGCUUUGCUUGAGACCAAGGACAUGCCUCUGGGUCUGGAGGACAUAUAGGCGGGUCAGUUGAUGGGCGUUGUCAAACCAAAUACCCUUACAAGGGUAUUUGGCGUGCUUUUUGCAAAUC